Molecule: messenger RNA, 3854 nt
Organism: Peromyscus maniculatus bairdii (prairie deer mouse)
Lineage: Eukaryota; Metazoa; Chordata; Mammalia; Rodentia; Cricetidae
Gene: Gng2
Product: G protein subunit gamma 2
Biological process (GO): G protein-coupled receptor signaling pathway
Cellular component (GO): heterotrimeric G-protein complex
Molecular function (GO): G-protein beta-subunit binding
Source: RefSeq, a predicted model, not a curated record
AGUCAUUCUGGAGGGAAGUGGAGAGACUCUGGACUCCCCCUCCCCUUGUUGUUACUGAAGACAAACUAGCCGCCAUAUUAGUCUUGGGGAUUGCAGUUCACGGGGGAGAGAAGGACGGAUUGGCACUCUCUGGAGAAGAAGAGCACAAAUGGUUUCUUUAGCUAAUAGAUAAUUACAGUCAGAUCUACCAGUGAGCCUCCGGCCUUGAAAACUGACAAGAGUGUCUGAAACCCCCGUCCAGCUCUCCAAUGGCCAGCAACAACACCGCCAGCAUAGCACAAGCCAGGAAGCUGGUAGAGCAGCUGAAGAUGGAGGCCAACAUCGACAGGAUAAAGGUGUCCAAGGCGGCUGCGGACUUGAUGGCCUACUGUGAGGCACAUGCCAAGGAAGACCCCCUGUUGACCCCAGUCCCGGCCUCAGAAAAUCCCUUUCGGGAGAAGAAGUUCUUCUGCGCUAUCCUUUAAGUCUCUGAGAGGAGGCUGAAGAGCGCCGGGGCUCCUGGGACAUUGGUGUAGAGUUCCUAACAAAGUGGGCGCCUUUCUCGUCCGCAGCAUUUAAAGAGAGGAAGGAGAACCAUCCUGGACACUCCGGGCUGUGCAUGUUUAACGAACUGUCCCCUUAUGAGAAUGGAAGCUGAUUUAACGUCCCAACUUUAGAGAUCUGACCCAGCAGACCUGCCUGGAGGAGGGGAAUGUAUAGAAAAAAAAAACAAAAACAAAAAAACAAAAUCGAUGUCACUUCUUUUCUGCUAUCCCUCUAAAACCUUACAUUUCUGCUUCAUAUUUAAAAACAAAAUAAACAUUAAAGCCGGUGUCCUGAGCUGAGAUAUGGCUGACCUUCUGGGAAUGAGAAUUGUCUUUCAAAUACCCUCUGAUAAGCUGUCGUCCCAUGUAGCCACAGUUCUGUUGAGUGACAUCCAUGUUUAGUCCUUCGUGCCUUUCCCUUUCCCUUCCCUUUCUCUUUCUGUACCCCUCCCUGUUAGUGUACUGUGGAGAGAAGGCUGGGUUUGUGUGUUACCCUGAACUCUAAGGAUGAGUGAAUAGCUGAGACGGUUAGAAAGAUGUUCCCUAUGAUAUUUCUUCACAAGAAUAAAAAAAAGAAAGAAAGAACACACACACAUACACCACACACACCACACACACUCACACAAUGCCGGCUAUCUGUGUUCUCUUACCACUCUUCUUAAUAUUUGUAUAUGAUAGUUUUGAUUCUGCAAGUAAAAGUAAAUCAUGUGUUGUGACUGGUGCUUUCAUGUCUUUGUGGUAGUUUUUGAGUAAUAAUACUGCAUGAAAAUGUCCCCAUGUUGCAUCCAUUCAGAAGUUUUGUUGUUCAGCUGGAAAGCUAAGAAGAGAAGUGAAAGAGAAAAAGAUUGGGGGGGGGGGUCCUCUGUAUUUUGAAAACUGAGAUCACUUCAGCGCCUUAGUCAUCCUGAAAUACCUCCUAGUUAACUGUGGUGUCAGCGCCCAGACACAGAUUUUCCCCAAUCCACAGCGUUUGAGCAGCACAGUUACUCCGUACUGGAGACAGGACAGGGAUCCACCAUGACUUAGGAAGGCACUGUCAGAAUAGCAACCCGUUCCCACUUUCCAGGAACCGUGGAAAUCAUAGGCAAAAGAAUAUUGUCCCUGUUCAACACUAGAAACCUAUGGCCCUCAUUAGCUCAAGUGUCAGAAGAAAUAAACCCCCCAGCUUCAAAGAAGGUGGCCACCCCCAGAACACCCGCUGCUGGAGAGACAAGUCCCCCAGACACACUGAGCAGCCCCCUCAGCUGGCUCUUCUUCCCACCGACAUGGUCCUCACUUUUCACACCCCGAAAAGUUCGAAGCAAUCAUUGCUUUGCGCCCUGUUGGUCAGAGCCUCUCUGCCCUAUUUACAGCUUCCUUUGGCUAGCGCUCUCUUCCCACAAUAAAACACUGAGAGCGGUGUUUUGGUUUUGGGGUGUUUUGUUUUGUUUUGUUUUUUGUUGUUGUUUUGAUUUUUUGUUUUGUUUUUUGGUGUUUUUUUUUUUUUUUUUUUGGUGGUGGUUUUUGUUGUGUUGUUUUGUUUUGUUUUGGGUGGUGUUUUGUUUUGGGUGGUGUUUUUUUUCACUGCAGUUGUAACCUCCAUAGGUAAUGAAAGGUUCUGGGAGACUCCACAAGCUUUCUGCAUUCUUCCCAGUCAAAGAGGGCCUUCUGUACAUCUUGUUUGUUAUCAAAUCCUAAAAGACCACUACAGCCAAGUUAACUUUACUUUCUCCUCCUACCAUCCUCUUCCUCAUUUUUAAAAAGAGUGUGUGGGGUGGUGGGGUGGGUACCUGGAGGGAAGAGAAGAUAAAAAAGAUUUCCUAUUUAUAGCAAGGACCCAUUUUGAAAUAGAUUUGGUAAAUAUUUUUCUCUUUUAUGGGUUUUCGGUAAAGGAAUAAAUAUGUCCAUUUAAAAUUUAUGCCUGAGGUGGGAAGAUGAGGAUAUCAGAACAUGUCUCAAUGCAUAAAUGCGAUUUUGUAACCAGGAACUCUCUUCUGGUCAGAUCUUGGGGGUUUGUUAUUGUGGGACACUCAGGAAGAUUUAGUGGUUGAAAUAAAAAGCUGUGGGUCUUUACAGAACUCUGCUGUUGUGCAAUUGAGAGUACUGUGGAAUCAGCUAAAAGUGUCACACAUUUCAAGUGAGCUGAAACGUGAGUAUGUGUUCACACGUCAACUAGGGGCACUCUUUGCUGGUGAGUGGCAUCACUAGAAGGAUUCUGGACUUCUGUGCAAAUUUAGACCUCUGAAGCAAUUAAAGUGGAAUCACAAUCUUCAGAGCACACCUUGUACAGGUCUAACAAUUAAAAAUUAAGGGUUUAUGAAUUACUCAUGAGCAUGCUUACAGAAUGAGAAAGCAGAAAAUGCAUUCCCCUUCUGAAAGGAAGUUUCAGGAAAAUAUCUUGUCUCUUUCACAAUUUCAUAUCCUUCGGUAUGGAGCUAUAAUCAGAAUCAGUUUUACUUAUUGAUGUUUGUAUUUAUUAAAGGGGAAAAAAGUUUUGUUUACUUGGGUCUCCAAAGAGCUUAGUUCUUUUGGAAUGUCAACUAUCAUUUUCAUCAGCAUAAUUUUAUCUUAGGUAACUAAUAGGAAACUUCAGCUAAGUUAUUUAGGGCCCUCAUUUCUAUAUGCCUGGAUAAUAAUUAAAAUCUGCAAUGGAAUUAGGAGAUAAUAAAUGUCAUACUUAUAAUGCAAUGUCUGUUAAAUGCAAUGUCUGUUAAAAUACUUGAACCAUUUUCAAUACCAACUCCAAUUUAAGAUGUUUUUCAAUUUGAAAGCAAGUAAGAUAUAACUUAAAUCAUCAUCAGAUUUUAAAAAAUUAAUCAUAUUUUCCCUCAUAUGCUUGUAUUCACAUAAUGAAUUUUGAGUAAAUCAAGCCAAUGGUCUUUAGGAGAUUUUUAUACUUUUUUCUUUUUCCUUAGUGUUUGUUUCUAGCUGCUCCUGGAAAUGAUGGAUAUCAUGUGUAUAUUACUGUCUCAUAGCCCAACAAUUGUUCAGAUCUCCACACUUCCUGUAUAAGAUCUCUGGAAUGUGUCUUUAAAGAGAAGGGAACAGAAACAUUGGGUAUAGGGGGGUGGGGGGCUUGUUGCGUUUUGGGUUGGGUUUUUUUUUUUUUUUUCAAUUUUUCAAGACAGGGUCUCACUAUGUAGCUCUGGCUGUCCUGGAACUUGUUCUGUAGACCAGGCUGGCCUUGAACUCAGAGAUCCCCUGCCUCUGAUUCUCGAGUGCUGGGAUUAAGGGUGCAAGCCACCAUGCCCAGCUUAGAAAUGUUAAAGCAGGAGAACCUGAAUGUAGUGUGCACAUCUUUAUCCCACAUGAACCGUGUAUUUGUUAUAAUAAAUGGAAUUUUCAGAUGCA